AUCGUAUUUUAGUAACAUUCGCUCGAUUCGCUCAGUUGACAGUUGACCUUGACACUUGACUUUAGCGCUGUUUAGCACCCCAGGCUCUGGCAACACGAGUACACGACUCGUGUUGUUAUAACAAUACAUAUAUCAAUGACAGAUGUUAUUACAGAUGAACUCCGUGAACCAUUGUUCAAUGAUAUUUUCACGCAAAUAAAUUCAUUGAAUACGGGAGACAAUGUCGUGUUGGGAUUGUUAAAAAAUUCUCUACCAGGUUCUGACGUCAAUGGAAUAUCAGAAGAACUUAACAAGAAAUUUAUUUUGGACAAAAUUAAAUCAAACGUGGCAAUAAAAAAACCAAAAAAAAGAAAAUAUCUGAGUAUAAAACUAAGAAAGCUUCUGGAAUUAAAGAAAACUCGUUGCAAAAAAGAUCUGAAGUAUGAAGAUGUUUUGUCAUUGAAUAAUUUAUGGCUGGAGUAUAUUCAGCAAGCUAUUGGUGGCAAAAGUUUUCUAGCUCUACCUCAAAGUCCCGAACAUAUUAAUUGGGAAACGGUUGGCCAGCGUCUAAUGAAAUCUGAUCUUCAUGGAGCGAAAAUUAUCGUAAUACGGUCCAAGUGUCCAAGUUUAAUCGGAAUAGAAGGAAUCAUCCUACAAGACACUCGAAAUACAUUUCAAGUCAUCGGAAAAGACAAUAUCAUACGGACACUUUUAAAACAAAUCAUCGUGGUGAAAAUUCAUCUCAUUGAAGCAACACUUGAAUUUUUUGGCAAAGAACUUUGCCUCAGAUCUGCAGAACGGUCGGUUAGAAAGUAUAAAGCCAAUCAUCUACCAGAACUAUGAGACAUCAACAUACUACUAGAUUUUAUUGUUCUACAGAUUUAUUGAUCGAUUACUUUCUAACUUUGUAUGUUAAUUGUAAAAUCUUGAAAUCGUAAUCGGAUUGUCUCACGAUACUUUUAUGAAGUCGACAUGUUUUUAAUUGCCAUAAACUAUUUUUAUUAUUAAUUAUAAAGCGAAUUCAAAUACAUUUUCAUUAUUUCAAAGAUUGUUAACUAAACAAAAUCUAACAUAGAUAGAAAUAAAUUUUCAACUUGUAAUGAAUAAUAAUGAAGUUAAUAAAUUGAAGAAAAAAAAAUUGUAUACAUUUAAAAACACCUACUCCAAACUUAUAAACAAUAACAGUUCCUGUAAGUGUACAAGAAAAAAAUAUUACUCAAUUCAUCUAUAUUUUCUGAUAAUUUUAAUAUUGUUAAUUGAUUCAUUAUUACAAUACUAUUUUUAUUUUUUCGAUUAAGACAUGACAUUCUAGUUUUUAUUUUCUUUUAUUUACCGAAAAAAAAAAAAUCUUAUUGUAAUAAAAACUAUGAUGACAUCAACUGUAUCAUCACACUUCAGUUUCUAAAUUUUCAUUCAAACUAUUUUGCUUUAGCUAAUCCAUAAAUAUACAUAUUGAAUAUAUCAACAAACAAAUAUAUGUUCAACACCAGUUAAUAGGUCAUUCCAAGCAGCAAUUAGAUGAUAGAUACGCAUAAAUGAUUAACAUUAAUUAAUUAAAACUAAUUAUUAAAUAAUAAUUUUUCAAUUUUUUUUUGUCUUAUGUAAUAUACUUCUAUAUGUUUUAUUAUUGGUAAUUUUAAUAUAGAAUAUAAUUUUAUAUUUUUCAUAGAGCAUGUAAUUUUCAACGGAAAACUGCGCAAGUCAAUAAUUCUCUGACGAAAACCAUUUUGUAUAGGAAUAUUGCCAGAG
This is a messenger RNA of Aphidius gifuensis, 1728 nucleotides long. RefSeq names its product ribonuclease P protein subunit p29 (gene Pop4). The coding region runs from base 136 to 822 and encodes 228 amino acids. Gene Ontology annotation, biological process: rRNA processing; tRNA 5'-leader removal. Gene Ontology annotation, molecular function: ribonuclease P RNA binding. The transcript has 4 exons. NCBI's taxonomy places the organism in Eukaryota, Metazoa, Arthropoda, Insecta, Hymenoptera, Braconidae. Gene Ontology annotation, cellular component: ribonuclease MRP complex; ribonuclease P complex. The record is from RefSeq and is a predicted model, not a curated record.